AUGUCUCGCUUCAAGAUCAACAGAAAGCGCCGUAUGAUCGCCGCAAUAGCGAUAUCUGGCGGCUUCUUCAUCGCAGAGCUGGUCGUCGGGUACCGCACAAAGUCUCUCGCUCUUAUAGCAGACGCCUUUCACUACAUGAAUGACCUAAUAGGGUUCGCCGUCGCCUUGAUAGCUUUGGUAGUUUCAGAGAGGAAAACCCCUCCGCCUAAAUCCCUACCCUUUGGCUGGAAUCGCGCCCAGGUGUUGGGAGCCUUCUUCAACGGCGUGUUCCUGCUUGCGUUGGGUGUCAGCAUCCUCCUCCAAGCGAUUGAGAGAUUCACUCAACUUCCAAAUCUCAAAGACCCAAUACUGAUUCUAAUCAUGGGCUGCGUCGGCCUCGGGCUCAACAUGAUAGUCCUGAGUUUCCUCCACGAACCACAUCAUCACGAACAUACCCGAGAAACCACACACCCCGCCGAGGAGUCAAGAGACCCCCUCUCGCCCACCAAUACGCCUAUACCAACAACAUCAUCUCCCAAGCACCACAACCACACCCACCCCCUCAACAUCAACAUGCUAGGCGUCCUCCUCCACGUCCUAACCGACGCCCUGAACAACCUCUCCGUCAUAAUCGCCGCCCUCAUCAUCUGGAAAUCUCCCUCCCCCAACCGCUUCUACGCCGACCCGGCAAUCGGCAUCUUCAUCGCCCUAACAAUCACGCUCUCCGCUGUGCCCCUCUGCCGGCGCGCAGGCCAGAUCCUGAUGGAGAGCGCGCCUGCGGGCGUUGACGUGGAGUUUGUCCGGGGGGAGAUGCUAAAGGUCCCCAGGGUCCAAGAAGUUUCAAACUUACUCGUCUGGCAACUAGACCAGACAACAACCCUCGCAACCGCACACGUCACCAUAACGGAAGACAGCAUCAGCAGCUUCGCGUCUACAGCCGAUGCUAUUGACUUAAGAUUACAACAAUUCGGGAUCCGCUCCGUCGCACUGCAUCCUACCACCACACAGCAACGACCGCACCACGAAGUCCAGGAAGGAAUGAAGAUAUCUUGA
Colletotrichum costaricense is the source of this 1032-nucleotide messenger RNA. Its product is annotated as cation diffusion facilitator family transporter. Gene Ontology annotation, biological process: intracellular zinc ion homeostasis; zinc ion transmembrane transport. Gene Ontology annotation, cellular component: membrane. The record is from RefSeq and is a predicted model, not a curated record. Gene Ontology annotation, molecular function: zinc ion transmembrane transporter activity. The transcript has 6 exons. Bases 1 to 1032 code for a protein of 343 amino acids. Lineage: Eukaryota; Fungi; Ascomycota; Sordariomycetes; Glomerellales; Glomerellaceae.